Messenger RNA from Silurus meridionalis, 2059 nucleotides. RefSeq names its product probable G-protein coupled receptor 160. The transcript has 2 exons. NCBI's taxonomy places the organism in Eukaryota, Metazoa, Chordata, Actinopteri, Siluriformes, Siluridae. Gene Ontology annotation, cellular component: plasma membrane; signaling receptor complex. The record is from RefSeq and is a predicted model, not a curated record. The coding region runs from base 426 to 1526 and encodes 366 amino acids.
UUGCCACAGGUAACAACAGAAACAGAAAAGAAAGGAAAAAAAUGUUCUAAUGCACAUACAGUUGCUAUAACAUAAUUCCUAGAAUUCCCUUUUGGGCAUUGUUUAUUUUUUCCAUAUGGAGUCUGUAACCCUGGUUGCAAAAGCUAUGUUAAAGAAACAGGAGAGGUGUUACUUUAGGACCCAGUGAAGCCACACAAUGACAGGUGUGGUGAGAAGCAGUUGUGUGCUUUGGAUUACAGGUGGAACAGGCUGGGUAGAGCUAAAGGAAGGAGUGUCUGCGCUAAACAACUCACAACGCGGCUCAGUUGAAGAACACUUCAGUCACGUCCAACCAACAUGCUUCAAUAUUGAUGGGGUAGGAAGCUCAAUAUCUUCAGCAGAAGGAGACAACUGCGAAACAAAAGCUUUAAGAGUGUGCAUCCAAAAUGGCCCAAGCUGAUGCUACAACGCUGGACUACUAUUUCCCAGGGCACAUGAUGGCAGUGCUCGAGGAAGAAAAUGAAACCUGCACAGAAGAUUCGACCCUGCAGUACUUGCUGCUCCUUCUUUCCAAAGUGGCUCUGAACACGCUAGUCUUAUCCUUCUGGUUGGGGAGCAUUCCAAAGACACUCCUUGGUAUUUUCAGCAUCUCCAUAUACCUGGCGGAUCUCUUGCUAAUCUGCUCCAUCUCCUGGGCAUGGUUGUUCCUGGAGAACAAUGACACCCAUGAAGUUGUAUGCUUCAGUCUUUCCCACAGUGCCACAGUUUACUCCUUGCUACCCCUGCCUGUCCUUCUAGCAGGAGCCUUAGACUGUGUUUUCCAGCAACAUGUAGGCUUUGGUAAGAAGUCAUUAGCCAGGACUGUUGUCCAUUGCAUGGCAGUACUGCUGAUGUGGACACUGGCUUGCUUUUACUCUUCCUGCUACACAAAAACAGACCUGCUGACUAUCCAGUAUAAAGAAGGUGUCAAGGCUUUUGGGUGUUCUGUACAAGGAUCUGUAGCAGUCAAUAACUUCAGUUUAAAUCUGUUCUUCAUAGUAGGCUUUGUACUUCUGUUUCACUGCACAAAACUUCCACGCUGGGUUCGCCUGGCUAACAGACUAUCGAAACAUUGGUCCGGCUCACUUUCUAUGAGUGAUCUGGUCUUUUCUAAGAAUCUGGAAAAACUUGAAUCAGGAGCUGUCGACGCAACGCACAAUGAUAACCAGCAGGAUCGGCCUCCUCUCAUUAUCAGCCUUGUUCUGUGCUUUGCUCUGAACUGGAUUCCUUACCUGCUGAUGAGCACGGUCUGUGAUAUCAUGGGAUUCGCAGUGCCAGCUUACGUAAGCGUCAAUCUCCUCUGGACCGCCUGCGCCAACAGCUUACUGGUUGGCGUGGCUUUCUGGUACAGAAGCAAUAAGCAUGGACCUUACUGCACACUGCCAGAUGACAUCUGUCCAUGGUGCUUUUACUGGUAUUUGAGUGAAGAAAAUUGUCAGUUUACAGUCAGUACUGAACUCCAUGAUGGAAAGACUGAGGAUUCUCCAAUUCUCCAGACUCUAAAAUAAUUAAUACCAGUAAAGAUACUGUUUCAAAAGUUUACUUGUCUGAUCCGGUCUGGCACAAAACUUAUGUUACAUCAUACCUUGCACAGUCUGGGCAGAAAAAUUGUUGCUGAAUCUGGCAAAGAAGAAGGUUUUUUUUCAAAAUAGUGGGUUAUUUACUGUAUAUUUUGACACUACCAAUUUAAGUAGAAACUGUGGAAAGACUAAAACCUGGGGUGUAAAUCUGAUUUUCUUUCGAUUAGUAAUUUACUAAUUGAUUGUGAUACAGUGCCUUAAAGCCUAGCCAUAGAUUUUCUAAAUAAAUGAUGCUUAUAAAUGCUAAACUCAUAAAACAACAUACUUCUGACUUUUUAAUGAAAAAUAUAUUUCAAAUAUUAUGAGUAUUUUUUAUGCAUAUUAAAAUGUGUGUUCAGUUUAUUUUUUGUACCAAAAAAAAAAAACCUGCCAUAUUAGUAUCUGUUGCAUUACUGUUUCUUACUGUAUGAGCUACAAAAGCGACUUUAUACAACUUUUAUUAAAUAAUUUCAAUGACUUAA